UCCGGAGGAUCUGCGCGCUGGAGCACAGUUUACAUCUGCACAGCCCCGAGGCUAUGAUGAACGACAGAAGCGCUUAUAUCGCUCUUUAACUGAGCCUUAUAUCAUAAAGUCUGAUGGCAAACUGUGUGCAGACUAAUGAUUCAUGCGAGAUAUUUUAAGGAAAAGUGUCAUCUGUCUCCAUUCUGGAAUGAUUCACGGAACAACGAUUCAGUGUUUACUGACAGGACGCAAAAGCUGAUCUUCUUGGAGAUCAGGCGAUGGUGCAGAGAUUGGAGAUAAAUCAUGGCAGGGACGACAGGGAAUGAAGAAUCCCACAAAUUGGCCUGUGGGUCCCAGAGGCCGGGACUACAGCUGCAACAGGACACAGACCAGAGAGGCAUAGUGAUCCAGCUGACGGACACUGAAGGUGAAUGGGACAAUCUUGAUGACAGCGACCUCAUAUUCACCUUGGACUGUGAUGGCAAAAAGUCACUAAGCUCCAUCCGGAGCCAAAGACCAUGUUCAGUCGACAUUCAGACGGAAUGGGGUACUGGAUCAUCAGCAUUCAACGUUCCUCUUUCUCCAUCUUCACCAGGCUCCCUGGGAAACUCUUUCCCCAUAGGAUCUGCCUUCCUCUCUCCCACUCAUCGUCCCUUGAGCAGCUUGGUGAAGUCACUGUCUACAGAGCUAGAGCUGAAAGAGUCUUCUCUGAAGCCCAAGCCACUCAUCAGCCUCGUAAAGUCCAUAUCCACCGAGCUUUCUCGCAGCGAGCCGGAAGUGUCUCAAUCUAGAUCAGAUUCCAAGCUCAAUCUGCACUUAUGGGCGCAGUUCACCCAGCCCAAAAGCCGCAAUGGAGACUCACGUACAGCACCUCCAACUCCAGUCAACCUAUCCCCGACCGAGACCAAAGCCAGCUUCUUUAAAAUGGAGUUGGAGGACACCCGACGCAAGCUCUCAGAGGCCAUGCAGGAGCCUCUGAGCAUGUUCAGUAAGAUUAUGCGUGAGGACAGUGUUGGAAGCCCCAAACACCAAAGGAGCACAGGAUCAGUGGACUCUCCAAGCUAUAAAGGCUUCGGAAUUGGGAAAUCAAACACUGAUUUGACUGCAUCUGAAUCCCCUAAAAGUGCUAGGAAAGCAGACAAUGAGUUUCUACCAGAGUGCAACUGGCCUGUCAGGCAUCGCAAACGGUGUAUGCAAAAAUCCUCUCUUUCUUAUGACUACCAUAGCAGACAGGUAGACACUGGGAGUGUAUUUGAGUCCAGAACUCAUGCAAGUGUGAGCACGAAUAUGGAGAGAAAUGAUCAAGAUGGUUUGACAGAGCAUGGGAUAGAGCAGUGCUCUUCAGCAGUGCCGGGAGUGGGUCUUUUCUUUGUAGCAGUUCUGUCAUAUUGCUACCUUAUCUUACCUUUGUCAGCCUAUUGGUCUGGCCUGUUCCUUGGCUUAGUCUUCGGAUUGAUGUUGGGACUUGUGUUAAUCCAUUGGGGCUCCAUCAGACCACUAUCCACAAGUAAACAGCACAGACUACAUGGGACCUCCUGUGAUAACAUUCUCUUUGAAUCGUUACAGAACAAUCCAUUUUCUCUGAAGGGCUGGAUGAAUGAAAUGUACACAUAUGAUCCAGAGACCUACCAGCCAUCUCUCAUGCAUUCUGUGCAUGCCACUUUGGACGGUCCCUGUUUGCGACUUGACUACCCACGUAACAACAUUCCCCGCUGGGCUACCUUGGACGAGCCCUGCUACGAAAAGCAUUUCAUCCACUCACGGAUAUUUCGACUCACUGGAAGCAAGGUAUUUCUUCUGCCACUGGCUUUGGCACACAAGAGAGUGUGGAACAGGAAGUAUCCGAUCUGCAUAAGUUUGGCUGAAGGAGAAAAAGCUUUGGAGGAAGGCGAGACGGUAGAGGUGCAGAAAGCUGAGAAACCUGCAACUAACAUUUCCCAUCCUGUCACACUCUACCUGUUUGGUCGAACAGGACGGGAGAAGGAGGAAUGGUUUCAUCGACUGUUUUCUGUGUCCAUUCAAAAAGAAGAGGACCAUUAUGAAUCUACAUUUGGUGAUAAAUCUGUAUCACAUGAGGAGAACCUUUUCAGUCAGUCCCAUGGUGGUGAAGGCUCAGUUAAGGACAGCAGUGAAGAUGUGUUUCACAGUGAUCUGCUUGGCAGAGUAAAGGAGGACAUUGUAGCAGACUACAGCUCUUACAUGACCAGUCUGAUGUUCUCAGCACAUGCCAGUCCUCCACAAAGCCCCAGCCAGAGCAGCACACAGGGCAGCCCUACGGAAAAAGAGCAGCAGACAUUUUGUUGCCAUGAGGAUGAAACAAGGCCUGUCUGGUUGAAUGCACUGAUUGGUCGGAUCUUUUGGGACUUUCUUCGUGAAAAGUACUGGGCUGAUAAGGUCCAACAGAAGAUACAGAGAAAGCUGAGCAAAAUUCGGUUGCCUUACUUCAUGGAUGAACUGACCCUCACUGAACUGGCCAUGGGCUCCAGCCUGCCCCAGAUAACAGGAACAUCACUACCACAGGUCAACAGCAGAGGUCUUUGGUUGCAUUUGGAUAUGGAGUACACAGGAGCACUACAGAUGACUCUAGAGACCAAAAUCAACUUCUCAAAACUUGGGAAAGAGGAAAUCCUUGAGGCAGAAACAGAGCUGGAGGCCUUCAGUGUGUUCAGCAGGUCCAGGCUCUCAGUUCUGGCUGACAGUGAUGAGGAGUCUUCCAGUGCAGGAUCCUCAGAUGAAGAGGAAGUUUCAUCUGCAGACACUCAAGGAGCUUUAACUGAAAAGACUGUAACUGGUGUUGAUGGGGCUACAGCCGGAGGCAGCACAAGCAGGCGGAUUUUGAAAUUCGUCGACAAGAUUGCCAAGUCGAAGUACUUCCAGAAGGCCACAGAAAAUGAGUACAUAAAAAAGAAGAUUGAAGAAAUGUCCAACACUCCUCUGCUGCUUGCUGUGGAAGUGCAGGAGCUUUCAGGAACCCUCGUCGUCAACAUUCCUCCUCCCCCUACUGACAGAAUAUGGUACAGCUUCUGCGGACCCCCAAAGCUCGAUCUGAGAGUCAGACCCAAACUGGGAGAGCGAGAGGUGACUUUCUGUCAUGUGACUGAAUGGAUCGAAAAGAAGCUACAGGAUGAGUUUCAGAAUGUUUUUGUUUUGCCCAACAUGGAUGACAUUUAUCUGCCACUAAUGCACUCUGGGAUGGACAACCCGCCACUUUCCAAGCACCCGGCAAAGCUCUCCCAGAAUUCCUCAAUGGCCUCAACCGACAGGAGCGAUCCGGAACAUUCUGCAGAAUUACAGUAGUGCCUCCUUGUGGACAGACAUGACAGUGCAGCAGUAUCAGAACUGGUUAUUCAACUUCAACAAACUCAAAGCAACAUAACUUACCUUAAGCAAAGUGUGAGUAGCACAUGUCAUCUCCCAAUGCAAUCAAUACAAGGUAUGAUUUCCAUCAUGCAAUCCCAUUUCCAGGACACUGAAGUUAGUUGUUGUCAUCAUACCGGUGGCUUAAUUUGUGAAUAAUCCAUUUUGUUACUUUAUUGAAUAUCUAUGACAAUUGAUUGUGUGUUGGAACAUCCGCAAUAGCUUAAAAUAGACAAAUAAGCAUUAAUAUUAAAUGAUUUAUUUAACAAUUCAUACUUAGAAUGUAAUACAAAUCUUUUUUGAAAAAAGUCUUACAUGUUCCAAAGGCGUUUGCUUUUUACAUCAUAAAUGAUUAUAAAAUAUCUGACAUUUUUUGUACAAUUUCACAUUUUCGUGUCAAGUAUCACUUCAAGAUUGUAAUAUCUGAACGUAAGCAGGCAUUUGAAUGUUACAGUAAUAUUCCUUAUAAUAUGAAGCAUUAGCAUCAACGUCCAAGCUGUAGGAAUGUGUAAAGGAUAUUUUUUGGUUUAUCGUCAAGUUC
Messenger RNA from Danio aesculapii, 3877 nucleotides. RefSeq names its product testis expressed 2, like (gene tex2l). Gene Ontology annotation, molecular function: lipid binding. NCBI's taxonomy places the organism in Eukaryota, Metazoa, Chordata, Actinopteri, Cypriniformes, Danionidae. Bases 283 to 3276 code for a protein of 997 amino acids. The transcript is spliced from 12 exons. The record is from RefSeq and is a predicted model, not a curated record. Gene Ontology annotation, cellular component: endoplasmic reticulum.